Molecule: messenger RNA, 1602 nt
Organism: Dioszegia hungarica
Lineage: Eukaryota; Fungi; Basidiomycota; Tremellomycetes; Tremellales; Bulleribasidiaceae
Exons: 10
Coding region: 1-1602 (533 amino acids)
Molecular function (GO): protein binding
Source: RefSeq, a predicted model, not a curated record
AUGUCCGCCCAAGCUUCGAACCCCUCUCACCUCCUCCUCUCGCGCAAUCCCCGCUCUCCUGCCCAUCCACAGCUGGCACCGACUUGGACUGCCCGUCAUCCGGCGCCUGCGAACGGAUGGAGCGGACCAAGCGGGAGCUCGAGUAGCGAUAUCGACCGCGCUCGAUUCCCUUCCAAUUCGUUCCCGCCGGUCGGCCAUCCAGCGCACGACAGUAGUGAAGAGGAGGAUCAGGAAGAGGUGGAGAUUGAGGAUGAGGUCUUUGAUGUGCACCCGACAUUUCGGAAAGAUGCGGCUUUACCGGGAAGGAUAAAGGUGAUUGUGGGGAGAUACGAGUUUUGGUGUCAUAAGGAGGUGCUGUGGUUCGCUUGUCCGUUCUUCCAGGAUGUGCUGCAAGGAAGCUGGGCCGAGACGAGCGACAGACGAUUAUACGAAACAUCCGCUUCUCCACUCCCUUCGCUUCGCAACUCCAUCAUCGCCGAGUCCAUCUCAGCCGGGACGGAUACGGACCAAGAUCAUAGUGGGCCUUCUAUGGCGGACGUGAUGCGAGAUCUGCGGGACCUGCCGGAUAUCGCCAACUCGGUGGAUACGCUGUCCAUCCUCGACCCAACGUCGCUCAACCUCCCUCAAUCGGAUAUACCCCUUCUCGGAGAAAUCUCCGCCCUCCCUCCGCCUCCUUCCAUACCACCACGAUCUUCGUCCGCCCUUCCACCACUCGACGCCACCUCUUCUCCUCAACCCACAACCCCUCGCCCGCCGCCGGGUCCGCGUCGGCCUAUCAGGCGCCGCUCCUCCGCCCAGUACUCUAUCGCGUCCGGUAAGCGGGAUCCGUCCAUCGGUCGUCUACGCGCCUCCGCUGGUCGGACGCCGAAAGACCAGGACAGCCGGAUGGACGCUGUCGUACAGCUACACGAGGAGUCGGCUUCUGCGUUCCAUGACUUCCUGUUCUGGGCGUAUCCACAUUUGGAGUGUAAGGUGACAUGGACGAACGUGGAAAAUCUUCUGGCUCUAGCCUGCAAGCUCAUCGUACCUGCCCUGCAAAAGCUAUGCGAGCACUUCCUCCUCACCCACGCAUCCGGGAAGCCCGUCAUGGCGUUGUCGCUGGCGGAGCAGCACGGGCACGCAGAGCUGUUCAGGGAAGCUAGCAGAUUCGUACUGGAUCAAUCCACCUGGAAUGCGGAAGAGAUGGACGAGCUGAGCGAUGUGACACAACUUAAGCUGUCUCAGCGGAGAACAUGGUUUCUGGAGCGAUUGCUCAAGCUGGGCACAAUAGACGUAAGGAAGGAAUACGCUUGCAGACCGGAAUGUCCCGAUUCUCCCCGGUGUCAGGCGUUGCUGGAUGAGAAAUGGAGACAGGCGCAUCAAGCUGUGUGCCGGUAUGGUCCGCCUCAGCCUUCCGUUGCUUUCAGAUGUCUGCGUCAGCUUGAGACAUUCCCUACCAAUCCAUCACUCGUCAUGCCGCACCCGCUGUGCCAAUCUGCGGCAAAGACAUUCAUCAUGCUCCCUUAUAAUAUAGUGUUCGACAGAAUGUUCCAGCCAAAGACUGUGACGAGCCCGCUCACUGCAGGUACAGAGAAAUAUUGGCUGUUCAUCACGUUGUACUGA